AUGAAGACUUCAAUCGUUGCUUUCCUUGCUCUCGCAGCAAUCCAAUCUUCCAAGGCGCAAGAUUGCACCGAAGAACUUCUCCUACCCGAGAACUCGAUUGCCUUUUGUCUCGUGCAGAAUCUAGCAACUUGUGGUGAAUGCACCAACUCUCCUGGCCUCAAUUUGCAGCCUGGUGUCACGUUCACCUGUGCCGAAGUCGAAGACCAAAUCUGUCCCACCGUCCGUUGCUGUGAAGAUUGCUGGGAGGUGACCCAGAAAACCUACCAGUGCACUGUCGUUGACUCCUCCAUUCCUUCUGGAUUGAUCGAAGAAGGAUGCGUUGUCGAUUGUUCCCGUUUCCCCAUUGGUGCUACCAAACCUCCGACGCCAGCUCCGGUCAAUACGGGACCUCCUCCAACCCCACCACCUACCAUGGCACCUGUGGCUCCGACAAAUAUGGACACACCCACCGACAUGCCUGUGGAAAACACCUGUGAUGAAGAUGCCACGCUAAAGACGUUUGAAGAUUGCACUGUCGCCAGAGGAUGCGCCAAUGAUGUAACCUGUUUUCAACGUAUCUCUCAAGUUCGGUUUAAUACAUCGAACAUCGAUGAUGCCUGUGCAUACUUUGAGCCUGCACUUUGUGUUGUGGAUUCUUGCUGCAGUGAAUGCAAUGCCGAAUACCGCGAUGCAUUGACCUGUGGUACCGAAGCGUCGCUUCUCGACUGCCCCAACUUGAGCUGUGACGAUGCUAAUAUUGGUGGAGGAGGCCAAAGCCCUGAGGAUAGUAGUGCCUUGUCUUUGGCUGUCUCUUUUGCCAUUUCGCUUGGAUUGGUCGUUGCUCAUGCCGUAACCAACUAA
Cylindrotheca closterium is the source of this 840-nucleotide messenger RNA. The record is from the annotation of a GenBank genome assembly. NCBI's taxonomy places the organism in Eukaryota, Bacillariophyta, Bacillariophyceae, Bacillariales, Bacillariaceae.